Molecule: messenger RNA, 807 nt
Organism: Tinamus guttatus (white-throated tinamou)
Lineage: Eukaryota; Metazoa; Chordata; Aves; Tinamiformes; Tinamidae
Source: RefSeq, a predicted model, not a curated record
AUUACGGGACGCGGUUUGUGAGCCCGUUACAGUCGGAGUUGGAGGCAGGGCGAGCGGGAGGCAGUGAGCGCGGUGGAGCAGGGCAAGUCACAAAAGACGUGGACAUAUUUUGGAUACUUUACAAUUUGCAGGGCUGGAGACGUGGAUUACAAAGGAGAAGGUAGGAGUGGUUCAUAGCUAUGGGUACUUCCCCAAGGACAUUCCUGAUCCUGGGAUGUUUCUUCACAGGCCCGCUUCUAGCAUUUUGCCAGCUUCCCCUGCCAACUAUUGUUCCCAGUAGAAACAAAAUGGUCGUACAGCUGAAUUCCAACUUCACACUGAGAUGCUCUGGGGACAGCGAAGUGAGCUGGCAGUACCCGUUGGGCGAGGGAAGCCACAUGAUAGACAUUAGGCAUGAAGAGAACAACAGUGGCCUCUUUGUGACCGUGCUGGAAGUCGGGAAUGCCUCAGCCGCGCACACAGGCUUGUACAUUUGCUACUACAAUCACACCCAGGUGGAGGACGGGGAAGUGGAAGGGAAGGACAUCUACAUCUAUGUGCCUGAUCCAGACAUGCCCUUUGUUCCUUCCAUACCAGAAGAUCAGUUCAUCUUAGCAGAAGAAGGCGAUCCUACCAUUAUUCCCUGUCGUACCAGUGACCCAAAUGCUCAAGUGACUUUAAUUAACAGUUUGGACAAGGAUGUCUUUGCCUUCUAUGAUAGCAAACAAGGCUUCAUUGGGAAUUUUCCUGCAGGCUCAUACACAUGCAAAACAACAGUUCAAGGUGUGGAGUUCAAGUCCGAACCAUUCCUCGUCUAUGUUUUAAGAG